CGGUUUGGCUGCGCUUGGGCGCUCGUCGCUGUGGGGACGCGCCUGUCAUGGAGGAGCUGGACGGGGCGCGGCGCGCGGCGGAGGCUUCCCGCUGAGGCGGCUCCGGGGAGAGGGAGCCGGGGGGCGCCGCGCCUGGGGCAGAUUGCUGGGCACUGUCUGUGCUUUGAAUUAUUAGGACCUAAUUUGAUUCAUCAGAGUUUUCUUGUUUGUUCACAGAGAUAAUACAGAUCUCAGAAAAGGGUGUGGAGCCUCUAUGUGCACCGUGUAGCUCCAGUAGUCCCAUUAUCUGUGACUCGGAAGAAAGGCAGGUGUGUAUCCUGGAAGGAUAAGAGGCACAGACUAAAUGGAUCUAAAGACAGCAGUGUUCAAUGCAGCUCGUGAUGGCAAACUGCGGCUCCUUGCAAAGUUACUGGCAAACAAAACUAAAGAAGAGGUGGCCUUGCUAAUGUCUGAAAAAACUAGUGGUGCUACACCACUUUUGAUGGCAGCCCGUUAUGGGCAUCUUGAUAUGGUGGAAUACUUGCUGGAGCAUUGCUGUGCCUCUAUUGAAGUUGGUGGCUCAGUGAAUUUUGAUGGUGAGACCAUUGAGGGUGCUCCUCCUUUAUGGGCUGCUUCUGCUGCUGGUCAUUUGAAGGUAGUCCAGUGUCUGUUAGAUCAUGGAGCAUCGGUAAACAACACAACACUGACAAAUUCAACCCCACUUAGGGCAGCCUGUUUUGAUGGGCACCUGGAAAUAGUAAAAUACCUCGUGGAGCAUAAAGCUGACUUGGAAGUAUCAAACCGACAUGGGCAUACGUGCCUGAUGAUUUCAUGUUACAAAGGACACAAAGAAAUUGCUCAGUAUUUGCUUGAAAAAGGUGCUGAUGUUAAUAGAAAAAGUGUUAAAGGAAAUACUGCAUUACAUGACUGUGCAGAGUCUGGAAGCUUGGACAUCAUGAAGAUGCUUCUUAAAUACUGUGCAAAGAUGGAAAAAGAUGGCUACGGAAUGACUCCCCUUCUAUCAGCCAGUGUGACAGGUCAUACAAAUAUUGUGGACUUCCUGACCCAGCAUGUACAGACUAGUAAGGCAGAACGCAUCAAUGCUUUGGAGCUUUUAGGAGCAACAUUUGUGGACAAAAAAAGAGAUCUGCUUGGUGCUCUGAAAUAUUGGAAAAGAGCUAUGGACAUGAGGUACAGUGACAGGACUAAUAUCCUCAGCAAACCUGUGCCACAAACACUAAUAAUGGCUUAUGACUAUGCCAAGGAGGUGAAUAGUGCAGAAGAGCUAGAAAAUCUUAUUGCAGACCCUGAUGAAAUGAGAAUGCAAGCACUGUUAAUUAGAGAACGUAUUCUUGGUCCUUCUCACCCAGAUACAUCCUAUUAUAUUAGGUACAGAGGUGCCGUCUAUGCAGACUCCGGAAACUUUAAACGAUGCAUCAACCUAUGGAAGUAUGCUUUGGACAUGCAGCAAAGCAACCUAGACCCCCUGAGCCCUAUGACAGCCAGCAGCUUACUGUCAUUUGCUGAACUCUUUUCUUUCAUGCUACAGGAUAGGGCAAAAGGCCUGCUAGGCACCACUGUUACAUUUGAUGAUCUUAUGGGAAUACUGUGCAAAAGUGUCCUUGAAAUAGAUCGGGCUAUCAAACAAACUCAAUGUCCACCUGACCAAAUACAGCUUAACAAAGCUCUUUCUAUCAUUUUGCAUUUAAUUUGCUUGCUGGAAAAAGUUCCUUGCAGUCCGGAACAGGACCACUUUAAAAAGCAGACUAUUUACAGGUUUCUUAAACUGCAGCCUAGAGGAAAGAAUAACUUCAGCCCGCUUCAUCUUGCUGUUGAUAAGAAUACUACAUGUGUGGGUCGAUACCCUGUUUGCAAAUUCCCUUCCCUACAAGUUACUGCUAUACUGGUGGAAUGUGGUGCUGAUGUAAAUGUCAGAGACUCUGAUGAUAACAGCCCUUUGCACAUUGCUGCACUGAACAACCAUCCAGACAUCAUGAAUCUUCUUAUCAAGUCAGGUUCACACUUUGACACCACAAACUUGCAUAAACAAACUGCUAGUGAUUUGCUGGAUGAGAAGGAAAUGGCAAAAAAUUUGAUCCAGCCCAUAAAUCAUACCACAUUGCAGUGUCUUGCUGCUCGUGUUAUAGUGAAUCACAGCAUAUGUUAUAAAGGGCACAUCCCUGAGAAACUAGAAAACUUUGUGUUGCUCCAUAGAUGAUAGUGUGACAUUUGCACAGUGCUGUUGAAGCACAAGUUGGUGACAUUAAUUGUUGCUUUCUCAAGCACUGUUGUGAUACACCAGCGUUCAUUUAGUUUGACCUAUCGUGUUCUCAUUGGCUAAAGCAUCAUUAGCAUCAGAUCUGCAGGAUUGGCUACCCAGUAUUUAAUAUGAAUAUGCCAUAUAAUAUAUUUUGUGGAUUAUUUAGAAAUGUAAUGCCAUAUUUAGACUCUUAAAAUUGUCUGCCAAAGGCUCGUCUACUCUGUUGGGUUACUUGUUGUGUGAUGGGGACUGAGUUGAAUAUUUUUCACUGGUGUCUUUUUACUAUUACUGGUAUGUGGAUUUUAUACAGUUGGUAGGUCAUCUUUUUUGUUUUUGCUUGCACAUUUCUACUCAAAUUCUGUUUUUUCUAUGAACUCCAUUGCUUAAACAGAACAAGUUGUAUGGACUUGUUAACAUUUGCAAUUACCAUAAGUGCUUUAUCUUCUCUAUGCACUGGCUUAAACAUGACUGUUGUGUGUUAGCAUAUUUCUAUGCAGCAAUUGGCCAACUUCAGCUCAAACAGCAGUUUUACGGAGCUUUUUCUGAGACUAUUUCCUUCACAGCAUGACAAUUUUUGGAGCUACUUGUCAGUUGUCUAAACUUUUUGGUUUGACUUUUAUUCUAGUUGUAUAUGAGACUGCUUUCUCUUAGUCCUCUGGAAAUGUGUGAUAAAUUUGGGAGAAAAAUCUAUUCUUGUUCUCUUGGUAACCCAGUUGAAAUUUAAUCUAAGUCAUUCUGAUGCAUCAUGCAGCAAGGGGAAGAGUUCUUAUUAUGUACAACUGAGACUUUCCCUCUGCACUAAUGUCUUGUUUGUGCUGAUCGUGUGACUAGUUGUAGAGAGUUGCUCAGAUUUUUAACCUCAAACUUAAUACACUUGAAUAAGAAAUAAAUUGAAUGUAUGCAGUAGUCUGAAAUUACAAGUCAACUUCCUUACCUACAAAAAGGAACUAAAGCAUGUUGGUGGCAUGAUACUUGUCAGUUCAGGAUUAGACAUCUAGUAUAAUUAUACUACAUUAUAGUGAGUGGCUCUCUGCCAACAUAUCAAAAUUCCAUAGCAGUGUCCCUUCAUUUUAAAUAUACCCUUUUAGAUAAUUUGCAUGCAUUUUCACCUCUCAUUGUCAGCCAUACUUAAACACAAUCUAUGUUGUGUACAUAGAUUCUAUUGAAAGUUACCUAUUUUUAUAAUAUUUGCACAUCAGCUUAGCUAUUGCAGCAGAAAGGGCUCUUUCAACUUGAUUAGAAAUCUAUAAGUGAAAAUUAUAAAUGAGUAAGAUUCAGGUAAUUGAUACAAUUCAGCACUUUAUUGUUGAUUCAGAGUAAAACUUAUUCUGGCACAUUAGCCCUACAAAUGUCUUAACAUUGUUCUCAAGAGAAAAAUGUAUUUUGGGUUGAGUAGAGUACAACUUACUGCCAAUUCAGUGGUCAAGCACAGUGGAUGUCAUUUGAUUUGGCUUUUCCUUACAGUGAUGGUCAAUAACCAUGCCUAGUGGGUUUUUUUAACUCCAAAAUUGGGUGGAUUUAUUUGUAUUUUCAUCAGAUUAUGCGACAGAUGAUAGCAAAAGGAUUUCAAAAGCCAAAUUCAUGAUACUGAGGUGACUUGAACUUAGUGCUUUACGUUUUUUAAUUUGAUUUUAAAGUAUUUUUGUCUUUGAUGUUUGUGAAUUGCCUUGGUGAUGAGCUCAUCCCUGACAGUGUGAAAAGGCAGUGCUUUCCUUACAUUUUGAUUGUUUAGGUAUUCUCUCUCUCUCUCCUUUUAGCUUAUGAAGUGGAGUGGCUAUGUCACCCUCAGAUCUUAAUGAGAUGGAUGGUUUUUAAAAAGUUAGCAGAAGCUGUCAGUAGCCCUGUAAUUUAUACAUAUUUCAAAGUUUAAAAACAGCAUAAACUAUAUUGAAACAACUUUUUACUUUUUGUCCUAUGACACAUUUGUAUUGUUUGUAUGAAAAGCAAAGCUUGAGUUGACUGAAUCUCACAAAGAUACAGUAGUACAUUUCUAUUCAAUUGGCUGAAUUUCUUUAAUUUAUAAUUAUUAAAACACGUGCUGCAUCAAUUGUUGAUGGUAAGAACAAAUAGUUUCAUUGCUUCAUUUUUUUAUUUUGAACACUCUUCCUCUUUCACUUACUAUUCUGCAAGUUGAUUUAAUUAGUGAUCAACACCACAACAUAGGAAUGAGCCACAAUGUGGCUAGAACAUCAACGUGGAUAAUAGAAAAAGGGAUUCUAGAAUCUGUUCUGCUCUUCAUUGCUAAUACAGGUUGGACCUCCCUGGUCUGGCACCCUCAGGACCUGAGUGGUCCUGAAUGAGGGAUUUUGCCAGACCAGGGGAGGUCAUUUCUGGCCCCCCUGCCACUGGCCUCCUAGCCCAUCUCCACUCCUGGCCUGGCCUCAUUGCUGGCUCCCCACCUGCCACCAGCCCCACUGCCUUACCACAGCAGUCCGCAGUCCCACUGCUGAGGCUCCCAGCUCUGCUGUGGCAGACCACUGUCCAAACCCCAGUGCUCCUGGCCUUGCCAGCCCUGCUGUGGAAACAGUAGCCCUAAAAGCUUACAGUCCUGGCGCCAGGGCUCCCAGCCCCACCGUGGAAGACCGCUGCUCAGCUGCCGGGGCUCAUGGCUCUGCCAGCCCUACUGUGGCAGCAUCAGCCCUGCUGCUGGGGCUGCUGACCUUGCCAGCCCUGCUGGGGAAACCAAUUGUUUGGCCACCAGGGCUCCUGGCCCCACUGUGGCAGACCGCUGCCCUACCACUGUGGUAGACUGCUGCCCUACCACCAUCAGAGCCCGUUGGCAUUCCAGCCACCCUGCCGCUGGCUCAGCCAGACUCCCACAGCAGGAUUCCUGGCUGCUGGGCCCCCUGCAGCCAGCCAGACUGAAUUUCCAGCUUUUGCAGGGCUUCUGUUUCUGGCCUUCCACUGGUACUCUCUGGUCCUGCUGGACCACGUAUGUUGCUGUACCAGAGUCCUGGUUUUGAGAGAGUUCAACCUGUAGUUUUAAAUUUCUAACUUUGAAUGGGAUAAUGGGUAUUUGGACAAUUUUUGCAAGAGUUUUAUCUUUGAGAGUUCACAACUAUGAUUUAAAAAUAAUAAGAAUACUGCACUGUUGUUCCGGUGCUGUUACUCUGGUUCUGAAGUAAAAAACAUACUCAUGAAUUUUCUGGCUACCAAAACCUUAGAGAAUAUAAUUUUCUUUAUAUAGUGAUUUGAUGAAGGUUCCCAAGUCUUAGUAUGAAAGUUUAUUGCACCGUUUGUUUUUUAAAGAAAUGCAUGCAAAUAUCAUAAAGUAUAUGGCACUAAUCUACCAGUGUAACUUCAUCCUGACCUACAGCACCUCUGUUAUUAUGAAUUUUGUUUUUGUAAUUAGAGGAGCCCACCUAAGGAACUUUUAUGGUCUCCAGGUAUUUAAACCUAGGUUUCCAGAGGGUAACGACUGGUGCUUUUAAACACAUCUGCCACUUAGCCACCAGUAUUCAUUUUACCUUUCUUAAUUUUUGUUUCACUUUCAAAUUAAAGCAGUCAAGAUGCCACUGACAGUAAUAAGGUGCUGUGGCCUUUCAUUGAGUUUAUUAGAGGGCUCUAAAUUUAGCUUUCCGCCUUCUGAAACAAGGUUCUGAUUACAUUGUUCUUGGUGGUGUUACUCCUUUUUUGCUAGUAUCGGGGUUAUCCUAGUGAAACACAGUGAUGCGAAAAUUCAGUAGUGCUUUUAGCUGAAACUAAAGCAUACUAAGGAAGUAAAGGACGUGAUAAUGAAUGAUUUUAUCUUCUCCUUUCUGUCCUUAUUUACUUAAUACUCUUCUUUCUGUUAUCUUCCUGUUACAUAUUUCUAUAACUGGAAUAUACGGCUCCACAGGUACCAACCCAGUGACACACGUGUGUCAAGGACAUUGCAUACCACCUUAUGUAUUUUUGAGGUGCAACACAUUUUAUAAAAUUUAAACAAUCUACAGCAUGUUCCUAAGAAAAUAGUAUACCAAUAUCCCCCAAAGGCCUGCUUGUUGAGAAUGUGAUGGUGGAUUUUCUUUAUACAUGUAUGUGCGGGUGCACAUGUGCCCACACACAUGAUUUUUUUCUUCAACCCACCAAAGCUUUCAUUGGAAUACUACAGCCAGGGAGAUGAAAACUACAGUGGUAUAAAAUGAAACUUUCUUCUUUCCCCCCUCAGAAUGCUAAAGUGAAUUUUGUAUUUCUCUCACUGUUGUUGCCGUCCUAAUAGCAAGUACUCUCCAUAUGUUUUUGCUAUCUUUGGUGGGUCUGACUACUAUAGCGCAAAAUGUUUACUGCAUAAGUGUGACUGUGUUUUCGCAGAUGCUAAAGGUAGACUCUCUGACAUGCAAAUUCUAAUUUUAAAUGAAUAUAGUGUCUGUGAAAGGGGUUGAAUUGAGAGCCAUCUGUUUAUCUGCAGAUUAGAUACAGCGAUACUAAUGUAAAUUUUCGUUCUGUAUUCCAGCACUAAAUAUCCUACCUGGAGGACCAAAAUUUUUGAGGGAGAGGAUAAUUUUUAGUCUUCAUCCUUACACAAUCCUUAGUGCCUCAGAUAAGAUUAGCAUUUUACAUUUGUUGUGAUAUAGACAUCUAUUCGCUAGUUGCUUAAAUGAGAUUGUCAGAUCAUUUCCUGUAGAUCAUCAAAAGGCUGACAGUUACUAAAUUCAACCUGGUUUUGAGAUCUCAAUCCCAAUCUCUUUGCCAUCCAAUCUCAUUCCAAACCAUUCUGCAACAACUUUGAUAGAAGAUAUAGGUAAAUAUUUCCUAGCUCCCAAAAUGAUCCUCUAUUGAGAACUGCUUUUAAAACUGGAUGGACAUACAUUAUUUCCAUUUUUAAAAAAUGCUAUUUUUUAGAAAGGAAUGGUGUGUCAUGAGAGACUUUAUACAGAAGGAUAACAUCCUUAUUAGGAAAAUCAUUUGUAUCGCUUCAGUUUUCAUAUCAAUUGCAAAGUAAUAGUGGCUGUGUAUGUGACUAUGCUACAAGUUUCAUUGAAUGAGUUUCAAAUGUAAAGAGUAGAAUACUGACUGGGUUAUGUAAUUUUUAUAAGUGAAUAUGAAGACAUUGUACAAAUGUUGAUUGUCUUUAAAGUCAAAUGACAGGGCAUGGUAAUUGGUAUUACAAAGUAAUUUUGUGUCAGAAGAGUUGAUGGCAUCAUUGUAAAUGAGGGGCAGAGAUAAUCUAAUGUAGUUUGAAGAACACUGUUUUAUACUGUACAAAUCCCGUGGCUUCGGUAAGUGUGAAAAUAACUGUUGUAUGGACUUUGACUCUUUGCUAAUUGCAAAGUGGAAAAGUGAUUGUUUACCUGAUUUUUAACUCAUUUUGUAUAAAUGUUCCAUCAUGUCACAGACUUCCUAUGCAGGGCUAGCUCAGCGUAUUGAAAUACUGCAAUUUCUUUUUUACAUGAAGUAAUUAAGCUUUAAUAGUAAUGUAAAAAAGGAAUAACAAACUUUGCUCUUAAUCUCUUUAGGCUCCAAAUGCAAAUUAAAUUAAAAUUGUUUUGGAGAACCACUAGCUGAGUCAGUAUCUAUUUUCUUUAAGGGCUACUGUGGAUUCCUCUUAAAAAGGGCAUUUUCUAUCAAAGUAAGGAGGACUAAACUAUGAGGGUUACAGCUUUUCCUCCUGUUGCUACUAAUGACUGUAUCCAAAAGGGAGUUAAACAUGACUGCUGUCUCAAAUGGUUUGAGUUCUGAACAGGCAGUGGGGAGGAAAUUAACUUCAAGCUUCACGAAGACAUUGCAGCUGAUGGAGAGAAAGUAUACAAAAUUAAGGUAGUGCUGCUUUAAAUGUUAUAUAGUUCAGUUGCUUAUGUUUACAACAUAACCAAACCUAAUCAGUUAUUUUCAGAACAAACUUUAGGGAAAAACUCAUGUGACACCAAAAAGUUAGCAAAAAGGUGUGGGCUCUGAAGUCUUUCUCCUGAAACUUAGAGAAUGAGAAAUGUAUGUUCUAGACUGGAGUUCUAGAAGGGGAGGUGGGUAAAGCUAUGAGAUGAUCUCUCAUGAAGUGGGCUGCCAAAUUGCAAAGCUUUGAACUGUGUUUUUAUUGUUUGGGUUUUUUGGGAUCUUUGACUAUAAGUUACAUUUAUUUUUGUAGUGCCCCAAAGAGUAGCAAACACUUGUUAGUAUUAGAAUUUGCUCAUUUCAAUUUAUACGUGACACAGUGAGUCAGAGUAGCAAGCAACAGAAAAGGGAUGAGAGAGACCAAGGAGUUUUACAGUGAGAAAAUCCAGUUACUCAGAUAAGCAGCUGCACGUUUUAAUGGGUCAAAUAUGUUUCAAGUAUACGUGACUAACUUUUUGGGGUAUCCUAAAAAGAGAUGAGUUUUCUUCUGUAUGAGGCAGAAGCUCAGUAGAGUGCCCAUUGCCGCAGGCAUUGAUGAGGCAAGUGAUGGUUUCUUUUGGGUCAAAUCUUUCAUCUAACUCUGGAAGAAAUAGAGGGAGGAAAAAGUAGGGACUGAGGAUGUUAAAUACCAGUUAUUUUACUAGUCAACUAGUCAAUGGAAUUUUCAUCACUACUCAACUAGUCGAUAGACACUUCCACAUU
This is a messenger RNA of Pelodiscus sinensis (Chinese soft-shelled turtle), 8752 nucleotides long. It is a transcript of the gene FEM1C, whose product is annotated as fem-1 homolog C. Gene Ontology annotation, molecular function: protein binding. The record is from RefSeq and is a predicted model, not a curated record. Lineage: Eukaryota; Metazoa; Chordata; Testudines; Trionychidae.